AUGAACAAGCCAUUCAAACCAGAGUAUAGCAAUAUUCGAUGGGAGUACGAUCUGGACCAGUUCGAGAAAUGGACGAGCGGUAUGACUGGUUUUCCACUUGUUGAUGCGGCAAUGCGUCAAGCAGCAAGUACUGGAUAUAUGCACAACCGGCCGAGAAUGGUGGUGGCAUCGUUUCUGGCAAAGGAUCUAAUGAUUGAUUGGCGGAUGGGGGAGAAAUGGUUCAUGGAACAUCUGAUUGACGGAUCGUUUGCUUCAAACAACGGGGGCUGGGGGUUCAGCGCCAGCUGCGGUGUUGAUCCACAACCCUACUUUCGAAUCUUCAACCCUUUGCUCCAAAGUGAAAAGUUUGAUCCUCAAGGGGACUAUAUCCGCAAGUGGGUUCCAGAACUUCGAGACAUCAAAGACAACAAGAGCAUCCACGAUCCGUAUGGAAGAGGUGCAGGGAAGAUUGCUGAAAAGAAUGGUUAUCCCAAACCUAUGGUCAAUCACAAGGAAGCGAGAGAACGUGCAUUGGAGAGGUACAAGGCAGGGAUCGGAAGAAGCACCACGUGA
Messenger RNA from Exophiala bonariae, 552 nucleotides. RefSeq lists its product as uncharacterized. Lineage: Eukaryota; Fungi; Ascomycota; Eurotiomycetes; Chaetothyriales; Herpotrichiellaceae. The record is from RefSeq and is a predicted model, not a curated record. Gene Ontology annotation, molecular function: deoxyribodipyrimidine photo-lyase activity; FAD binding; DNA binding. Gene Ontology annotation, biological process: circadian regulation of gene expression; entrainment of circadian clock by photoperiod. Gene Ontology annotation, cellular component: cytoplasm; nucleus. The coding region runs from base 1 to 552 and encodes 183 amino acids. The transcript has a single exon.